Arabidopsis lyrata subsp. lyrata is the source of this 604-nucleotide messenger RNA. Its product is annotated as S-protein homolog 20. The transcript has a single exon. NCBI's taxonomy places the organism in Eukaryota, Viridiplantae, Streptophyta, Magnoliopsida, Brassicales, Brassicaceae. The record is from RefSeq and is a predicted model, not a curated record. Bases 180 to 587 code for a protein of 135 amino acids.
GCACUUGUUUCUUUUCUACCUUUUUUCUAUAAAUAAAAGAUAUUUCCAGAUACGAAAGUAAAGAAUCUUUGACUAUCUUAAUCAUUUGGAAAAAUGUAACUUAGUAUAAAAAGAUGGGAUGCUAAAACUUUAAGUUCAUUUUACAAAAUAUUCAAAAUUAUUAUAAAAAAAUAUUCAAAAUGAGUGGCUCUUCGGUAUUUCACAUAAUUUUGAAUGUCACAUUCAUGGUUUUUCUCUUUGGUGGUCUCUGUGAGGCUCUUCCUGUGCUAAAGGCGGACAUCAUUAAUGAUAUUGGUCCAAAUGUUCAAUUGGGAUUACACUGCAAAUCGAAACACGAAGAUCUCGGAGCACAAUCUUUAGCCCCUCAUCAACACUGGGGGUUUGGAAAAUCUCUUGAAUUUUGGGGAACGACUCUUUUUUUUUGUCAUUUUCAAUGGGGCAACCAAUCUAAAUGGUUCAAUAUUCUUGAUGGUAACAGAGAUAAAAAAGAAUGUGAUGUCCAUCCGUGUGUUUGGAGUAUAAGACCUAGUGGUCCAUGUAAAUUAACAGGUCAUACACAAUGUUUCCCAUGGAAUGAUCAGUACUAAAACGUUGUAUCUUUUAC